Molecule: messenger RNA, 2994 nt
Organism: Danio aesculapii
Lineage: Eukaryota; Metazoa; Chordata; Actinopteri; Cypriniformes; Danionidae
Gene: socs6b
Product: suppressor of cytokine signaling 6b
Exons: 2
Coding region: 432-2030 (532 amino acids)
Biological process (GO): phosphatidylinositol phosphate biosynthetic process; intracellular signal transduction; protein ubiquitination
Cellular component (GO): phosphatidylinositol 3-kinase complex
Molecular function (GO): 1-phosphatidylinositol-3-kinase regulator activity
Source: RefSeq, a predicted model, not a curated record
AGCAAACAAAGAGGGCAGAGAAAGAGGCAGCGCAAGCAGAAACGUCUGAUAGCUAGAAAAAAAAGUUUCAAACGCUGAAUAUAGGCACAAUUCAAAACACUCUCAGCGUAAGGUGUUACUUUAUCGCAAAACGUGGCCCUAAAGUGCCCAUUAUUCCUCGUGUCAGUGAAAAGUGAGUUCGUUUCUGCGCUGUUUUUGUAAGUGCAGGUAUCAGCUAGCCGUGAAAUCAUAAUGAACCCUAGUGUGAUUUCAUAGCUCUUCGGACACAAAUAUGACAACUUCUGUUAGUUGACAGUGUAUUCAAGGCUCGGCAGGUAUGGCAGUUGGUGGCCACAUGUGAUCAGCUAUGUUUAAGUGUUCACAAUCAUCUCCCUCAUCCCAGGAACAUCACGCAUAAUCCCCCUCUAAAUUAUUAAGGGGGAUCUUUCAGAAUGAAGAAGAUAAGUCUGAAGACAAUAAGGAAGUCGUUUAACAUUAAAGGCAAAGAAGAGAGUGAAUAUGCCGUAUCGCAGCCAGACCUGGCAGCCAGUUUCUCUGCUGAAGAUUCUCUCUUUGGAGGGUGCUACAGCAAAGAUCUCGUCAGCAGCGACCUGGAUAAUGAGGACGAAAAAAGAUCCAAAGUCCGAUCUAAGAGUGAGAGUCUCAUGGGCACCCUGAAAAGAAGACUAUCAGCAAAACAGAAACCAAAGGUCAAAGGUGGUUCUUCAUCUGUAUGCUCUAUAGAUGACGACACCUUCUCCUCCUCUUCAGCACCCAUUACUCUCAGUGACUUAAAAUCCCAGCGUUCCUCCCGGUCCACAUCCGUCCAUAGUCAUCAUUACAGUCCCACCCCGUGGCCUCUUAGACCAGUUAACUCUGAGGAGACAUGCAUCAAAAUGGACGUUAAAGCGUUAAUGAACUCCUCAGAUCCAAGUCCGACUCUCAACAGUGUCCACCAAGACUUCCUGGACCUCCAGAGAGAAUUUGGAGAGUCAAGUGAUUCAUUCAGAAUCACCACACGUGUGCCAGACCACCAUUCCGCCACUCAAAAUGGCGAUUUGCACCUUGAUAUGGAUGAACAUGUGCCUGUAGUCCUUGGUCUUGCAGCUCAGGAUUAUAUUCAGUACACAAUGCCUUUAGAUGAUGGACUCUAUCCUGAUGAUGAAGGUUCCCGCUCUUUUUGCUUGGAUGCCACCACGCCCAUGGACAUCGUUCCGCAGUCAGAGGGAUGUGGAUCUCUUCAUCCAGAUGAAGAACCCAUUGACCAGGACCUCCUGUCACCUGAUAUUUUCAUGGAGUCCUCAUCGGUGAACCAACUUUUUUUAAACACUGCAAAUGUCUUGCUGCAGGGCUCCAGACUCGAAGCCCCACUUUCCCCUUUGCUACCUCCGUUACCCGAUAGUUACCUCCAGAGAAGCUUCUCUGGGUUUGCUGGUACACACGCUCAGGUUGCAGAGAGAGUCAUGCAGCAUCUCAACUUUGACCCCAACUCGGCUCCAGGAGUGCAGCGGGUCUAUGAUGCUGUGCAGAACAGUGGGCCUAUGGUGGUUACCAGUCUCACGGCUGAGCUGAAGAAACUUGCCAAGCAGGGUUGGUAUUGGGGUCCCAUCACCAGAUGGGAGGCUGAAGAAAAGCUGACAAAUCUUCCAGAUGGUUCUUUUUUAGUCCGCGACAGCUCUGAUGAUCGAUAUCUCCUUAGCUUAAGCUUUCGCUCGCAGACCAAGACGCUCCAUACUCGAAUCGAGCACUCAAAUGGCAGUUUCAGCUUCUAUGAGCAACCUGACAUUGAAGGCCACGUAUCCAUUGUGGAUCUCAUUGAUAAUUCGGUCAAGGAUUCGGAAAACGGAGCAUUUUGCUAUUCCAGAUCUCGCUUACCAGGGUCCGCCACCUACCCCGUUAGACUGACCAAUCCUGUUUCAAGGUUUAUGCAAGUGCGCUCGCUGCAGUACUUGUGCCGAUUUGUUAUCCGUCAGUACACACGGAUAGAUCUGAUCCAGAAAUUGCCUUUACCGAACAAAAUGAAAGAUUACCUGCAGGAAAAGCACUACUGAACGCUGUAUCCUGUAUCGGUUGCUACUUGCACUUUUUUGGAGGACACAACAAAGCAGGUUUUGCGAACAUUUCAAGAGUUUUGUUACCAUUCAGUUAUGUGUUUUGUUGAAAGAAAAGAUGGUGUUUGUAGGUCUGGUCUGGUGUAGAGUAGAUAAUUCAGUGGUUUGUGAAGAGACGCAGUGCCAGAAUGUCGUUAAGAGUGUUUGGAUCUCAGUGUUGGAGCAUUUUUCGCAUGUUCUCUGUGUACUGUAGCAUUUUAUUUCUGUUACAGUCAAAGACAGUCCAGUAUUUUCAGCAUAUUCCACAGUAUGAAAUAUCAGCACACAACUCCAAGCUCCAGCUUACUGUAGGGCAUUUAGAGUUUCUUGGCAACAAUGCACAGUGGUCUAGAUGCCUUAAUAAUGGCCGCACGUUGGUGAAUGCGUAGAUUACAUUCCUCCUCGCCGCUUUUUGGAACACAACUUCUGUCGUACUAGCCAUUGUUAUGUCAUGACCUUAUUCAAAGGGAAAAUGUACUACAUGAAAUGCCAAAUGAUGUCCUAUCACCCUUCUGUGGAGUUCCUCUAAUAAGCUAUAUUAGCUGCUCAUAUACAUGUCUGAUCAUAUUCUCACCCCUUGUGUUUUGCAUUCUUUAGCACACGUGAUGCCAAGGUUAGGUGCCUCGCUGGAACUCGUCUUUGCUGUAGUUAAUUGAUUUUGGACUGUAUGAUUUGUUGUGUAUAACAGUCAUCUUUUAACAGGCAUGCAGUUGCGUUGUAAGCACAUCUGGUCUUUCUCCCUUGCAUUGCAUUUUAAGUGUUCAUUAGAAUUGUUUAUCACUGUUUGAAACAGAACGUUUUCCUGUAAUGGACUAUGUCAAUGGUACAGUUUAAAAUCAUCUCUUUUUGGGAACAGAAUUUGCUUACUGAUAUGUUGAAACUUGAACUUGUUCUUUAGUUCAAAAUAAAAGUUUUAUAUGAUUAA